CCCCCCCGGCCGCCCAGACACUGAGCCCCCCACAGGCUCUAUUUAGAGUCUCCUUGUACCCCACCGCCGGACACUGUCUCCUCCCUGUCCCCCACCCCCUCCUCCCGCGUCUUCUUUCCCCCCCGCUGGGGUCGGAGCCCAGCCAGUUUCUCCGACCCCCUGCUGCUCCGCAGCGGCUGCCUGCGCCCCCAUCCCCGUCUGCUUGCCCGGAUGCCUCUCCCCGGGGGAUUGUGGUGGCUCCUCUGCUGCCGUCGAGGCUUCACUCUGCUGCACCGGGACUACGGAGACGGCGAGCUUAGCGGGGACGGGGACGAGGACGAGGACGAAGAGACCUUUGAGCUACGGACCCCAAGUCCAGCGGGCGGCGGGAGGGGUCCCCUGGACGUGACACUGACUCAGCCGGUGAGGAGCGGGCCUGUCUCGGACAGGCUGCAGAGCUGGGAGGAAACGUGGAGCCUCAUCCCAGAGAAGGGGCUGCCGGAGGACGACCCGGAUGUCGUCGUGAAAGGUUGGCUAUAUCGAGAGCCUCGCGGAGGAGGAGCACGGCCCUGGCUACCCCCGCGCAGGGCCUGGUUUGUACUCACUCGGGACUCCCUGGACCAGUUCAGCAGCAGCGGGAAGGGGGCGCGGCGCCUUGGGAGCCUGGUGCUCACCAGCCUCUGCUCGGUUACCGGCCCAGAGCGCAGGCCCAAGGAGACCGGUCUAUGGUCAGUAACUGUGUCUGGCCGGAAGCACAGUGUUCGCCUCUGUUCCCCACGUCAAGCCGAGGCCGAGCGCUGGGGGGUGGCAUUGCGGGAAGUGAUCACCUCCAAGGCGCCCCUGGAGACCCCCACCCAGCUAUUGCUCAGAGACAUACAGGAGAGCUGUGGAGACCCAGAAGCAGUGGCCCUCAUUUACCGAAGAAACCCAAUUCUGAGGCACACCAGUGGAGCCUUGUACGCCCCACUCCUGCCCCUGCCCUAUGGAGUCAACGCCCCUGGUCCGGGCUAUGCACCUUUGCGGGAGGAGGCUGUGAGGCUGUUCCUGGCGCUGCAGGCACUGGAGGGGGCGCGGCGGCCUGGGCCCCUGAUGCAGGGUGUGCUCCAAACCUGCCGGGACCUGCCUGCGCUUCGGGACGAACUCUUCCUGCAGCUGGCUAAGCAGACCUCAGGCCCUGCGGGCCCUCCUGGGCUCCCAGAGACCCGAGACCCUGCAGCCCUACGGUACUGGCAGCUCCUCACCUGCAUGAGCUGCACCUUCCGGCCUGGGGGAGCUGUGCGGGGGCACCUCCUGGGGCAUUUGGAGAGGACGGACCAGGCACUCCCGGACUCGGAACUGGCGGAAUAUGCACGAUUCAUCCGGAAAGCGCUGGGCCGGACGCGGGGCCGAGAGUUGGUGCCAUCACUGGCAGAGAUUUCGGCACUGAGCCGACGGCAGGAACUGCUGUGCACCGUGCACUGCCCGGGGGCUGGUGCUUGCCAGGUGGCCAUCGACUCCCACACCACAGCGGGGGAGGUGGCUCGAGAGCUGGUGGGGCGGCUGGGCUUGGCCCGA
Messenger RNA from Tupaia belangeri chinensis (Chinese tree shrew), 1533 nucleotides. It is a transcript of the gene PLEKHH3, whose product is annotated as pleckstrin homology, MyTH4 and FERM domain containing H3. The annotation marks the transcript as partial. Gene Ontology annotation, cellular component: cytoskeleton. The record is from RefSeq and is a predicted model, not a curated record. The transcript has 9 exons. Lineage: Eukaryota; Metazoa; Chordata; Mammalia; Scandentia; Tupaiidae.